Molecule: messenger RNA, 4284 nt
Organism: Stomoxys calcitrans (stable fly)
Lineage: Eukaryota; Metazoa; Arthropoda; Insecta; Diptera; Muscidae
Gene: GCC185
Product: GRIP and coiled-coil domain-containing protein 2
Exons: 5
Coding region: 191-4057 (1288 amino acids)
Source: RefSeq, a predicted model, not a curated record
GUCGACAGUCGUGAGAAAGAAAAAUAAAUAAAUAAUUACGUUACUUUCUCUGGAAUCCUUGUCCAAUUGGAGUGGAUCAAUUUAAUCAAUCCUUCCUUCUCAAUGCAUAAAUUAGGAUAAUAAAUCAAACGGAGAAAUAUCAAAGAAAGAACCUUACCCACCCAGUCAAGGACGUUGGAAAACAUUCAGAAUGGAUCAAACGCAAGGGCAAAAAGUUUCAUUGGAAGCAUUGAGCAAAGAGGAAAUUAUAAGCAAGUAUAAAGGACUUUUGGGUAUUGCUAAAAAGGCGAAGCAGGCAAAAGAUGAAAUAUCUGAAGAAAAUCGUAAGCUAAAGGAACAGCUUCAACAAUGCGAAACCCAAAAAGAAGCCGAUAAAAAUGCUCUAUUGACCAUGAAAGAGAUGUUAGAAGCAUACACAGAACAUAAAUUACAACUGUCAACUCAGAUCAGUGAUCUGGAGAAAAGGCGCAAAUUAGAAGGCGAACAACUGGACAAAUUGUCUAUUGAAAAUGAAAGUCUUAAACGGCAAAUUAGUCGUUUAACACAAGACAAUGAUUCCCUUCUCACCGAUAUAGAAAAUAUGGAAGGCCAACUUAAGCAAGUUAGUGGUUUGGGAAAAGAACAGAAACAUCAUUUGGUACUACUUGAACAGGAAAUUAACGAACUAAGGCAAGCCGAAGGAAGAAAUCAAGAGCUGCUGAUAAAAAAUGCCGAUCUGACAAAAUCAUUGGAAGAGUUGAAGGAAAAAUAUGUCUUUAUUAAGGAAAUCAAUACGGAGCAAAGACAAAAAUUCAAUUCAUUGAAAGAUAGGUUUAUAGAAGUGCACAAAAAACUGAAGAAACUCAAAGAGUGUAAGCGUAUACUAUUGGAAACCCAACAUGAGUAUGCGGACUCUGUUACGCAAUGGCAAAUGGAAAUUAUCAAAGCCUCAAAGUUGUUAUGCAAAGAAUUGGAUGGCUUGAGGGAGGAAAAUAUGCAGCUACUGAAGCGGUUAGGACAAUCCUCACAUAGACCUCUAGAGCCUUUCAUAGAGAAAAUAAAUAAUUUGCUGAGUAUAUUGGAGAAAAUAAAAAUCGAUUACCAUCACUUGAAAAGUGAGAAUUUUGAACUACGCAAGCAAAUGUCUUCGUCUAAGACUAUGGCACCCAAGGGAUUGCACAUUACCGAAGAAAAGCUAAAGGAAAUGUUGAAAUUAAGCCAAUUAGCUCAAAAAGAGUAUAGGCAAACGAUGGAAAGAAAAUGCCCCAAUUGUGAUAGUGGUGACACCAACUCACAGGCACUAUCGCCAUGUUUAAUAACAAAAUUGGAACUAUUGCAAGACUUGGCAAACAAUGCUGAGAAAGAAUAUCGCGAUCAAUCUGAAGAACUACGUAAACUAAGAAAUGACUAUGACAACUUAAAAAAUAAAACAUGGAUGGAAAAUUCGAGCGAAAUACUGACAAGAGCAGACCAAAAAUUGAAUGAAGUGCAAAAAGAAAAUGUGUUUUUAAGGGAAGAGAUUAAAAUGAAUGCCACCAAAAUCGAAAGCUUGGACGCUUUGGAGGCUGACUUUAAAAAAUUGUCAUUGGAAAAUUCUAGGCUACGAAAUCAACUGGAGGAAAACAAAAUACCUUCUCAGCAAGAAAUUAAAGAAGUCACCAAUCUCAGGGAUCAAUUGGAUAAACUACAAAAAUCUUCGGAAGAUUAUCAAGAAAUGUUCACAAGAAAGGAAAGGGAACAUUAUGAGUUGCUCGAUGAAAUGCGAGAAUUGAAUGAAGCCCUUAAAGCAAGAGGUGAUUUGAUAUCUCGCCAACAGGAGGAACAAUUGCUGUUGAAAACAGAAUUACAAAAUAGUGUUGAAAAAUGGCAAAUCCUUCAAAAAGAAGUCGAGCAUAAAGAUCAAGUAUUGCUCGAAAAAACCCAGACCUUGGAUGUCUUAAAGAAGAAUUUAGAGGAAACUAAAGAAAAACUUGCCAAACUUGAGACGGCAUCAAGCUUAAACGAGGAGAAGAUACGCAUUUUGAGUAACGAAAUAGAGAUACUGCGACAUGCUCAAAGCAACGCCGCUCCGGAUUUAGACAAUCAAAGUGAUAUUUUAUCCACCUCCACCAUUUCUAGGGCCGAUGAGUUACAAAGACUUAAAGAGGUAGAGGAUUCCUUUGAGGACAAAUACAACAAACUACGGGGUCUGGCUACCAAAUUAAAGAAAAAAUUACAAGAGGAAGUCGCACACAAACAGGAUUUGGAAAAAGAACUACACGAACUUCGAAACCGUGAAGGCGAGACAAAAUCCAAAAUAAGCUAUUUACAAAACACAAUUGUCGAAAUGGAAUCGCUGAAAUCUCAAGUGUCAGAGAAACAAAAACAGAUUGACUCUUUGAAAAAUGAAAAUCAGAAGCUGAAGUCAUCACGCAAACAGGCCAAUGUGCUAAAUUUAGAAAUUGAAGCUGCCGAAAAAUCUCUUACUGAGGUCACCAAUAAACUUGCUGCACGCACCUCCGAGUUGGAUAGUGCUCAGGAGAUAAUAAAAACAAAGGAUGUCACUAUUGUGCAGUUGCGCAAAGAGAUCGAACUGCUAGAGUCCUCAAAAACUGCCGAAACCAACCACUCCCAGCAGCUUAAGGAUCAAAUCGACCAUUUGCAAAAGACUCUUAAGGAUAGCGUACAUAGCAAACAACAAGCAUUGGAUAAAACAAAAAUAUUAGAACAGGAUUUGGAGAAUCUGAAAUUGGAGUUGGAAUCGGCUAGACUUGAAAUAUCCAAUGAAAAAAGUAAUUUAGAGAAAACACUGAUCGCUUUGAAGUCAGAAAAGCAGAACUUGUUCAUCCAGCUUUCAAGCGCUCAACACAGCCUAGCAGAAUGCGAACAGAAGCUUAAAUAUGCCGAAAGAGCCACGGAGGAUAUUCGCAUAGAAUACUUGGACUACAAAGUAAAGGCUCAGGCGGUAUUAAGAAAGAAUCAAAAUCGUGAUUCAACCAAGGAACGAGAGCUGGAGGAGGAAUUGUUGGCUUUAAGAGCGACCGAAACUCAACUAAAAGCCACCAUUGAUAGCCUGUCGACAAAAUUGCAAAUUUUGGAAAAAGACAAGGAACUUAUGGCCGACGACAACAAUCAGGCGAAAAAACGUUCUCAAGAAUUAAUGCAGCUAAUUGAAAAUUUGCGAGAACAAAAUGAGACUCUCAAUCAGGAGAUGCAACAACAACAACAGCAGCAGCAUGAAACUCUUAAGCAACAACGUCAGCAAUUAGAGACAAUGGAUGUAUGUCAUAAAGAUCAGAUCAAUUCACUAAAUGCCAAUCACCAAAGGCAAUUGGAACAAAUACAAAAAGAGCUUUCGUUCAACAACAAUCCUCGUUUGCCAACCAUGGUGGGAGCUUCAAAGUCUACUUCCUCUUCGCAUUUCGCUGAUCAUCAGUCGAAAAUAGAUUAUAUUCUCAUGGAACGUGAAGAUGCCGAAGGUUCGGAGGAAGCAGCUGAAAAUUUAGCCACAUUAGCCGCUUCACGCAAAAUUUCCAAUGCCUCGUCCUCAAUAGCAAAACGUUCGCAUGAUUUUAUGCCACUGGACGAACUCUUAAACACACCGAUCAAUGCCAUUACCAGUGAAACAUUGAUUACUACGCCUAUGCACAAUACGGCAGAUAAUUUGAACAACAUGGAUAUGUUACAAUUGGAAUUGAACUCCACCAAAGAGCGUUUACAAAAACAGGAGAGUCGUGUUCGUCAUUUGACCGCAUUAUUGGCAGAAAAUGAACAGGACCUAGCAAAGCUUACGCAAAUGAAUGAUAUGCUAAAGGAGGAGUUGCGCAGGCAAGAAAGAUCUGUGGAGAGAGAACAACAUCUGCAUAACUCGGAGUAUGUUAAAAACGUUAUUAUGAAGUUUUUAACACUGAAUAAUGCCGAUGAGAAAACUCGUUUAGUACCUGUUCUAAAUACAAUACUUAAAUUAAGUCGUCCAGAAACAGAAAUACUUAAUUGUGUAGCCAAAGGACAGAAAGUUUCAGAAGCUACACAACGAGGAGGAGGUUGGGGCAACUUUUUGCCUUGGGGUGGAGGAGGAGGCGGAAAUAGUAAUAACUAAAAUCAUCCCUUGGUUGGAGAAAUUGUUUCUAGAGUGUUUUAAACAGAAAAAUAUGUGUUAAGAAUUCCAUAUAUAAAAAUCUAUCUCGUUACCUAGUAUUUAAAGCAGUUACAAAUAGUGAUGUGUGUAGUGUUUUAUUUUUUAGUAAUCAAUAUCAUAAUUUAUUUCGUACAUUUAUAUAUAUCUCGUGAAUAAAUUAUAUAUUCUCUUGACGUUGUAUUUAUAUU